UGAGAGGGUCUCGUUCUUUCUUUCCUUCCUCCCUGAGUGAGACGGUGGCAAGAUGAACGACAGCGUCACUAUUAGAACAAGGAAGUUUAUGACCAACAGACUGCUCCAGCGGAAGCAGAUGGUCAUAGAUGUCCUUCAUCCUGGAAAAGCCACUGUCCCCAAGACUGAAAUCAGGGAGAAGCUGGCUAAAAUGUACAAGACUACCCCAGAUGUGAUCUUUGUAUUUGGCUUUAGGACUCACUUUGGAGGCGGCAAAACUACUGGCUUUGGCAUGAUCUACGAUUCCCUAGACUAUGCGAAGAAAAAUGAACCCAAACACAGACUUGCCAGGCAUGGGUUGUAUGAAAAGAAAAAGACUUCUAGAAAACAACGUAAAGAAAGAAAGAACAGAAUGAAGAAAGUCAGGGGCACAGCCAAAGCAACUGUGGGUGCUGGUAAAAAGAAAUGAUCAUCAGUGAGUUUGGGUCUAAUUUUCACAGGUAUAUAAUGGUUUGUAAUAAGCAUGACUGCAUGGAAAUGUUGUGUGGUUAACUCUGGAGGGCUGGAUUGCCCUGCAGCCUACCUAAUAUUGUUGGCGAGCAAUA
Molecule: messenger RNA, 584 nt
Organism: Nanorana parkeri
Lineage: Eukaryota; Metazoa; Chordata; Amphibia; Anura; Dicroglossidae
Gene: RPS24
Product: ribosomal protein S24
Exons: 6
Coding region: 53-448 (131 amino acids)
Biological process (GO): translation
Cellular component (GO): ribosome
Molecular function (GO): structural constituent of ribosome
Source: RefSeq, a predicted model, not a curated record